Molecule: messenger RNA, 2181 nt
Organism: Saccharomycodes ludwigii
Lineage: Eukaryota; Fungi; Ascomycota; Saccharomycetes; Saccharomycodales; Saccharomycodaceae
Gene: TIP20
Product: Tip20p
Exons: 1
Coding region: 1-2181 (726 amino acids)
Biological process (GO): endoplasmic reticulum to Golgi vesicle-mediated transport; retrograde vesicle-mediated transport, Golgi to endoplasmic reticulum
Cellular component (GO): Dsl1/NZR complex
Source: RefSeq, a predicted model, not a curated record
AUGGAAAUAUCUACAAUUGAUGACUUCGUUUUAAUUGAUAAUGAACUAAAACAAAUAGAAUUGAAAAGAGAAGAAUUAGCUACAACGAUUCCAAAUUUGUCAAAAAAAGCUAUUUGUGAUGAAAAACCAGCUGAUGUUUCCAAUGAAAUUAAUUCUAGCCUAGUUUAUCUUGCUAGUGACUUAUCUCAUAUUAAUCAAUUAUCUGAUUUAGAUCAAUUAGUUAAAACAUAUGGUGCUUCAAUUAAAAAUUUGGAAACUUAUCAGCAUAUUUCACAAGUUUUACAUGAAAGGCAAUUGGAACAAGAGAAUCUAAAUUUAUAUUACAAAACUAAUGAAAUUGAUAGCAAAGUUAAAAAUCUUUCUUCUGUUGAUGAGUUUUAUAAUUUGAUCAAUACUACUAUACUCUCCGAUCCGCUUAUUUCCACCAACAUCAAAGAUGUCUUGAAAAAAAGUAUUGAAAGCAAAAUUAAUGAAUUUAAAAAGACUAUUAUACCAACUUUUCAACAACUAUUAUUAAAUUCAAAUUGGGAUAAAUUAAACAGCACUGAGAGCAGAAAUAAUGGACAGUAUUUAAACAAAAAUGUCGCUGACUCAAUGAAGAAAUAUUCUGACGAUUUAUUUAAAAUCAGUCUUAUUUAUAAUGAAAUUAUGAAGCCAGAAAUUAAACAAUAUUUUAAUUUUGACUGUAUUGCUAACAAUUUUAAUAUAAAAUUUAUCUAUCAUUUCAACAGCAACAUUGGCCACAAUGACAACAAUCCUACAAGUGAGCUGGAGACUCAAACCAUCGAUACAUAUUUUAAAUUUUUGCACAUUUAUUUGAGUGAAAAUUUAUACAAAUGCAUAUCCAUUUUUCAUAAUGAAGAUAUCGGUCUAACAAAGGAACUUUGCCACCAGCAAUUUAUAAACCAUAUUUUGAACCCAAUCAGAAAAAAAAUACAAGCCACAUUGAAUUUUAUUGUCAAAUCACCUUCUGACAAUAAUUUAAACCAUUUAGUAGUUUUAAUUUCCCAAAUUUUUAUUACCGAUAAUACAUUGUGGAAAAUCUAUUACUACGAUUAUUACGGGUUAGUCUCUUUGAUUCCAGAAAACGUCCUACAGACAUGGGUUGAUUUUGAAUCUACUCUGGCACAAAGACAAUUCAAGAAUUUCUUGACCUCAGGGUUGAACAAUUUGUUGAAAAAUGGUCCGGAUUUUGUCAAAUACUUGGAAUCUCUUUUUGAGUACUUCACCCCGUUAUUUUCUGUUAAUUUGCCAAAUUUUUUUAAUCCACAGAUUCAGGUGUUUAGAAAUAAUUUCUUACAAUUAAUUCAGUUGUUUAAAGAUUUCAAUAUAAAUUAUAACAGCAUCAAUAAUAUCACUGAUGCUACUGGCAUUAACACUGCUGGAAGUUUGGGAAACUCAGAUAUGAAAAAUGACGAAGAACUACAAUUUAAAGAAAACGUUGUUAGAUUGAGAAAUAUGCAAUUAGUUUAUGACGUGAUGAUACAUUUAGAGAAUAAGCCAGAUUGUAUUAAAUUAACAAAUAUUUUCAAUAAAAAGACAAAAUCAACAUUUGGUAACUUAUUUUCUGGGGAAUUGAUCAAUUAUAAAGAAUCUAUUUUAGCCCUUAAUGAAUCUUUGGUCCAUAGAUUUAAAAAAAUGUUUGGUGCUUCUUUAAGAACAUACUUUAAGAUAGAUAGAUGGAAUUCUACAGGCGAUGAAUCCAAUGCUCAUAAUGACAAUGUUACCAAUACUAACACAUCUUGUUCUCCAGAACUUUUCUCAUCAGUUAGUAUAGUUAAAAAGUGCGUUGAUGUGAUGCGUUCAUAUAACUUGGAUUCCUUAAAUCUUGAACAAUUUCAGUCAGGUUGUAUGUCGAUCAUAAUAAAUUAUUUAACAAACUAUACAUUAAAAUUGAACGAAUUUAGCAAAGAUGGCUUGCUUCAGCUAAUAUGUGAUUACAAGACAUUAAAAAUGAGUUUAGGAUUCCAAUCAGGUGAAAUAAUUUCACUUGAUGAUGGCUCUUUUUUGGAUACCUUGAAGGUGUACAAAGUUUUAAAAUUUUACAAUGAGGAAAAAAAAAGUAAAUGGCUAGAUAAAAACUAUAUCAGGAAAAAUAAAUUCGAUGAUUUGAAGACUCAGUUGGAUAUUAAAUAUGCUUCAAAUGAUGAAAUUGCCUAUAUUUUAUAUAAAAUUGUGUAA